This is a messenger RNA of Alligator sinensis (Chinese alligator), 2667 nucleotides long. RefSeq names its product serologically defined colon cancer antigen 8 (gene SDCCAG8). The transcript has 20 exons. Bases 221 to 2278 code for a protein of 685 amino acids. The record is from RefSeq and is a predicted model, not a curated record. Gene Ontology annotation, biological process: tube formation; establishment of cell polarity; centrosome cycle. Gene Ontology annotation, cellular component: centrosome; centriole. Lineage: Eukaryota; Metazoa; Chordata; Crocodylia; Alligatoridae.
GUAAAUGGGAACUUUUCUGUUAACUUCAGGAGAAAAUCAAUCAGGCCUAGACCCUCAAAGUCAUUGCAUCAGUGCAUGUGAAAAGCCAACAUAAAUAAUGAUUACAACAGAAUAUGCAGAAUAGUGACUCUGUUUUCCUCUUUUACAAAGCUGUGGCACUAAACGUGCUAGUGAAAGCAUCCAGCAACUGAAAUAUGCCUUGGGGGAAAGCCAUCCUGCAAUGGGAGAAGGGGAAAUAGCGUUUUACCUGUCUUCCAGUAAUGCAGGCCGAGAUGAGACUGGGGAUGCAGCUUGGCAGGAACUACAGAACAGCCAUGCAGUCAAUCAACUUAAAGUUCUGUUGCGACAGCAAGAGGAACUUGAAAGUCAAUUAUCUCCAUCAAAAAGGAAGAUAUUAUCCUAUGGAACUUCAGAAGCUGCAGAUCAGAGUUCGCCUGGCCUGUGUGAUCUUGUUCCUAUCAUUACUGAUCAGUCUCAAUACAUUAACCACUUAGAAGCAGAAGUGAAGUUUUGCAAGGAGGAAUUAUCUGGAAUGAAAGGUCGGAUACAAGUUGUGGUGCUUGAAAAUGAGAAACUCCAUGAGGAAUUGAAAACUCUAACGGUGGAGCAGACUUUGAGAGAACAAACGCUUCUGGAUGCCUCAGCAAAUACUCAGAAGUCCUGGCCUAUAGGAGGUGAUGAUUCUAGGGUACAUCAGCCUGCUAAAUCACGAUCAUCACAUGACAAAGACCAUGUCUUAAUCUCAACAGCAACUGCAGAAAUAGAAAAAUGGCAGCUAGAAUUGGAGAAGCUAAACCUUCUCUAUCAAGAAAGGACUGAUGCAUUUGAAGCUCAAGUACAAUCACUGAGAAAAGAUCUAUCUGAAUCGCAAAAAAAUUGUGAAGAUCUGAAAGGAAGAUUAAAGCACCAAGAUUCACUUAUUGCAUCAAGUAAUUUAACCCGGGUUGGUGGUCUUUGUCUGAAAUGUGCACAACACGAAGCUGUUCUUUCCCAGACUCAUUCCAAUGUCCACAUGCAGACCAUUGAAAGGUUAACAAAAGAAAGAGAUGACUUAAUGGGUGCACUUGUUUCAGUGAGAAAGCACCUGAGAGAGAUGCAGCAAAGGGAAUCUAGUGCCUAUGAACAAGUGAAACAAGCUGUGCAAAUGGGAGAAGAAGCCAACUUAGAAAAGACUAAGGCUCUACUCCAGUGUGAUCAACUGAAAAGUGAGAUGGAAAGACAGAAAGAUCGCCUUGGAAGGGAGCUAGCCUCUCAACUAGAUAAGCGAGAUGGUGAAAAAGAAGCACUGCGGGAAGAAAUGAAGAAAGAAAGGGAAGACUUGGCAUCAACAGUGAUGGUUCUGUCUCAGAAUGUGGCCACACAUGAAGCACAGUUAGAGAGAAUUACAAGAGAAAAGAACUUAAUAGCUAACCAACUAGAGGAAACCCAAAAUCAAUUUACUUCUCGGGAGAUGGAGAUUAAUAAGGUGUGCGGAGAAAUGCGAUAUCAGUUGAAUCAAAGCAAAAUGAAGAAGGAUGAGGCAGAAAAGGAGCUCAGAGAGUACAGAACAAAAACUAUAAGGGAGCUUGAAAUUAAGGACCAGGAAAUAGAGAAACUGGGUUUAGAGCUGAAUGAAAGCAAACAGCGUUUGGAACAAGCACAGCAGGAUGCAUCUAGAGCCAAAGACGAGUGCCUAAAACUGACAGAACUGCUGAGUAAAUCUGAGCACCAACUGCACCUCACCAGGUUGGAAAAAGAAAGCAUUCAGCACAGCUUUAACAGUGAGGCAAAGGGCCGAGCCCUUCAGGCCCGGCAAAGAGAGCAGGAGCUGACACAGAAGAUGCAGCAAGCUGAGAGAGACCACAACAAAGUAGAAAAACAAAGGGCUUUAAAUGAACUGGAUUCAUUGCUGACCUCCCAGAAUAUGUUCAUAGCAAAAUUAAAGGAAGAAUGUUGUGUGUUGGCAAAGAAACUGGAACGUAUAACAGAAAAACACAGGUCUGAAGUCAGCCAGCUUAGUCAGGAGAAUGUGUACCUCCAUGACAGAUUGGAGAAGAUGCAGAAAAGGAAUGAUGAAUUGGAGGAACAGUGUAUCCAGCAUGGGAAAAUGCAUGAGAGAAUGAAAGUGAGGUUAUACCAGCUUGACAAGCAUUGCCAGACCACUGCUCAGCAGCUAGUGGAGUUACUCAAUAAACAGAAUCAGCUCUUCAAAGAGAGGCAGAUGCUUACAGAAGAGGUGCAGAUCCUGCGCACCCAGGGAUCAUGCCAAUACCAGGAACAAGCGAAAAGAAAGUCAUAGGGAAAUAUUCCUCAGCCAUCGAGAAAGCAACCCAGUUUGCCAGUCUGAAUGCUGACUUGUUUGACGCUGACCCCAAAGCAACAUGUCUAAUAGAAGUAACCUCUUGCUGGUUAAUGUCAGUUGGUUUACACCAACUAUUGGAUGUGUUGCACUUAAAUCAAGAAACCUUUUUAAAUGUGAGCAUCUUACCAAAAUUUCAAAUAAGACUUCAGCACAAGAGUUUUCCAUUGUGCAUCCUGUGAAGUGUUUAGACUCACCAUCAAGUUAAAACAGCUGCUGCACAGCACGGGCUUAACUCUAAGCUUGUACAAAUUUUUAGAAAAUAUUUCAGAUGUAUUUUUGUAAUUUAUUCCAGCAUUUAUGUUCUAUUACAUUUGUAAAUGCCAAUA